This is a messenger RNA of Cucurbita moschata (crookneck pumpkin), 1393 nucleotides long. Its product is annotated as probable aldo-keto reductase 2. The record is from RefSeq and is a predicted model, not a curated record. NCBI's taxonomy places the organism in Eukaryota, Viridiplantae, Streptophyta, Magnoliopsida, Cucurbitales, Cucurbitaceae. Bases 138 to 1172 code for a protein of 344 amino acids. Gene Ontology annotation, cellular component: cytoplasm. The transcript is spliced from 4 exons.
AACGCGACUGCACCAUCGAAGCAUCAACCACCAACCCCCACUGCUAUAAGUGUGGCUCAAACUCAGCCAUUUAUGCUCUGCUCCCUCACCUCCGACGACUUCUCUUCCCUCCGGCGACCUCAUUCAUCCGCACAAAAAUGGCUUCUCAAGUUCCUAGAAUCAAGCUCGGAUCUCAAGGCCUCGAAGUGUCCGCACAGGGGCUCGGCUGCAUGGGCAUGUCCGCCUUCUACGGCCCCCCCAAGCCUGACUCCGACAUGAUUGCUUUAAUCCACCAUGCCGUCGAACGCGGCAUCACUCACCUCGAUACUUCCGACGUCUAUGGCCCAUUCACCAACGAAAUCCUCGUUGGAAAGGCUCUCAAGGGCGGCGUCAGAGAUAAGGUUGAAUUGGCCACCAAAUUCGGUAUUAGUUUUGCUGAUGGCAAGAGGGAAAUACGCGGAGAUCCGGCCUAUGUAAGAGCCGCUUGCGAGGCCAGUUUGAAGCGCCUCGAUGUCGAUUGCAUCGAUCUCUAUUACCAGCAUCGGAUUGAUAAGAGGGUUCCGAUUGAAGUCACGAUUGGAGAGCUUAAGAAAUUGGUGGAAGAAGGUAAACUGAAAUACAUAGGUCUAUCUGAGGCUUCAGCUUCCACAAUCAGAAGGGCACAUGCUGUUCAUCCAAUAACAGCUGUGCAGCUUGAGUGGUCUUUGUGGUCAAGAGAUGUUGAAGAAGAGAUCAUUCCUACUUGCAGGGAACUUGGCAUUGGAAUUGUGGCAUACAGCCCUCUUGGACGAGGUUUCUUCUCAUCUGGGCCCAAGCUUGUUGAAGGUCUCCAAAAUAAUGAUUUCCGGAAGCAUUUGCCACGGUUCCAAGGCGAAAAUCUCGAGCACAAUAAAACUGUAUUUGAGAAGGUUAGCGCAAUAGCAGAAAGAAAAGGGUGCACCUCAUCGCAGCUGGCUCUGGCCUGGGUUCACCACCAAGGAAAUGAUGUGUGUCCAAUUCCCGGAACGACUAAGAUUGAAAAUCUCAACCAGAACAUUGGAGCUUUAUCCGUUAAACUCACACCUGAAGAACUGGCCGAGCUCGAAGGCCUUGCUUCAGUUGAUGCAGUCAAAGGCGAUCGAUAUUCAAGCUCCCUGGCGACAUGGAAGGACUCUGAGACACCACCCUUCUCUUCAUGGAAAGCCUCUAUCUAAGCUGCUUGGCAUGGUAUGGGCUUGUCAUUGUGUUUUCAGAGUCUGCUGCCUGUGUGUUCUGUUAUCGUUUUUCAAUAAAAAGAAUGUUACAACCAUCUUUGAUUCAGCUGAAAGUUGACCAAAAUGCCAUGAUUUGUCAACUGUCACUGGGACGAUGGUCUUGUGUGUACUGUACUCGAACAUGAGAAAUGUUUAUGACAAUUGAGUUUUAGCUUGGGAUU